UUCAAUUUUUGUUGUAUUUAAAAUAACAUUUUCAUAAACUCUAAAAUCUAAAAAGCAUAUUUUCAUUUCCAAAGUUCCAAAAAACCUGCAGAUUUAGUGCAUUUAUUUGUGUUUUUUCUGUUUAAAUAAUCUCAUUAAGAUGUUAUUUUAAUAAUCUCAUUAGUUGGGUAAAAGUUGCGAACAGCAGUAAUGAUAAACAUGUGAACUUGGGCCUGAUCGGAACCGCUUUCUGAGCUGUUUGGGUCUGGCUGCUGGGACGGUUCCCGCACUGGCCGCAGGGGGCGCUGCUGUUCCGCGCAGCAUGAAUCCAACGGGAGAAGAAGGAUCAGAAGCUACAACAAUAAUCCAGGGAAAAGCGGCUCCGCAGGGGGGGAAAUCUGAGGAAAAACGGAGGAUUGAGGAGAAAAUUCCCGGUGUCAGGAUUACAGAAGAAGGAUUAGGAGAAGAAAAGUGGGAAUAAUCGUUCCUGGAAGUGAAUCUGGGCGCCAUGUUGUUUAUUUUUCCAGAUGUUUUGAUGCGCAGACUGUAGCCAGAGUUCGACCCCCGGGGUUGUUUUUGUUGUUUUUGUUGUUUUUUUAUUAGUUUUCGUAUUUUCGAGGCUGAGCUCCAGCAGCAGCAGCAGCGAGCAUGGAGAGCCUCUACAAGCGGAAAAUGUUCGCCUCCAUGAGGAAGACCAAGGUGGCCGCCUCCAAGAAGCGCCAGAUCGGCCUUCCCGCCUCCAUCCUGGACGACAGCGAUGAAGGCUCCUUCUCCUCCUCCUCCUCCUCCUCCUCCGGGUCCCAGUCGGACUUCCAGAGCUCCCCGGAGGAGGAGGAGGACAGCGAGCAGGCGGACCGGGACUGGAGCGAGUCCGGCGGGAGCUCCAGCGACGACAGCCGCUCGGUGAGCCGCAGGAAGAAGCGCUCCUUCCUGGGGGGCGAUGACAGCUCCUCUUCCUCCAGCCCCGGCGGAGAGGAAGAGGAGGAGGAGGAGGAGGGCCGGAGCCAGCCGAAGAGGAGCAGCCCGCCGCGGAAGAGGAGCCGCCUGCAGAGGCAGGAGGAGUCGGACUCGGAGCAGACGGAGGAGAAGCGGAAGGAGGAGGCGGAGAAGGAGAAGCGGAGGCAGCGGCACAACAAGCUGCUGGCGCUGUCCCGGAGGAUGAAGGCCCGCGUGCCCAGCAGGAGGCGGAGCCGGGUCAAGCAGGGUUCUGACGACGAGGACGAGUCCAAAGACGGCGAGGAGAAAAAUGGCGGAGGAGACAAGAACGGCGGGGACAGACAUGGGGACGACACGGAGCAGAAGGGCGGAGACGAGGGGACGAAGGAGGAGGAGGACAAAGAGGACGAGAAGGAGUACGCUGCGUUUGAAAACUGGACCAAUCACGGCCCAUACUCCUCGGAUUUCUCUUCUCGGCCUCUGAUGCUUCAGUUUGGAGAUUCGUCACAGCUGGGCUCCGUCUACGGAAGCCCUGAGGGGACAAACUCACCGGAACGAAACAUGGUCCAGACGUGCUCGGCGUACGGCUGUAAGAACCGGUACCACAAAGACAAGGACAUUUCAUUCCACAAGUUUCCUCUGGCGCGGCCGGACGUCUGCAGGAAGUGGGUGGCGGCGAUGAGGAGGAGCAACUUCACGCCCACCAAGUACAGCAACAUCUGCUCCCAGCACUUCGCCCAGGACUGCUUCAAGAGGGAAUGCAACAACCGGGUCCUGAAGGACAACGCCGUGCCCUCACUGUUCGGCUUCGGCCUCAGCUUGAAGGUCAGAGGUCACGGCGGUCUGUCUGAUUGUCCAUCCACCUCAUCAUCUCUCUGUCUGUUUUUCCUCCUCCAGUCAGAAUCUCUAGAGAACCCGUUCUCCUCAGAGAUCGACUUCCCGCUGCCCCUGCCGGUGACCUCUGACCCUGCGGAGGAGGCCGGCGGCGGCGGCGGCCCGGCGGCGGUGAGCGGCGACCAUAACUACACGGCGGAGGACUCGGCGCAGCAGAAGCGGCGCAUGGAGCAGCUGGAGGAGCAGCUGGAGCUGCUGCGGCGCAAACUGAAGACGGCGCAGCAGAAAGUCCGCCGGCAGCAGCGGCAGCUCAAGAGGCUGCGGGCCGGGCGGGGGGCGCGGGCCGGGCGUGGGCCGCCCGCCGACCGCUACGUGGUCGUACCCAAACACCUCUACCACACCCUGAAGGGGGUCCAGUGACCAGAACCAGAACCAGAACCGGGGUUCCCUCUGGCCAGCCGGACGGUUUGCUGGUCUGGACCUCAGGAACGUGGACGAUCAGCAGCAGUGGGGCCUCCUGCACAACCAGCAGCUGCUUUAUGUAAAAUAAUGUAAAUAAAUGAGGGAUUUGAAGAUGA
Molecule: messenger RNA, 2327 nt
Organism: Poecilia reticulata (guppy)
Lineage: Eukaryota; Metazoa; Chordata; Actinopteri; Cyprinodontiformes; Poeciliidae
Source: RefSeq, a predicted model, not a curated record